CGGUGAACGUCACACGUUGGGGAAGUCCGUCACCGCGGCUGUUGGACCUGCUGCAGCUUUUGAGGUUCCGAUCAGUUCCAUUUUUUAUUUAGGUUCAAACUGAGACUCUUAACGUCGGGCUCUAAACCAAUUGUCGAUCAACGAAAACGCUUUGGAUUUUAACUGUCUUUAUACUAAUCCCGGAAACCCGUCAGUAAAGCGAAAGUUGAGAGAGUCGAGAUGAGCGUGGAGGCGUACGGGCCGAGCUCCCAGACCCUCACCUUCCUGGACACCGAGGAAGCGGAGUUGCUCGGAGCGGACACCCAGGGCUCGGAGUAUGACUUCACCGACUUCACCCUUCCCAGUCAGACGCAAACUCAAGGGCAGACACAGAGCCAGCUGGACAGCCAGGUAAAUGGUCCCGAUGAGGGUCUUCACAACGGUGGAGUGGAUGAUUCCGUGGCCAAAGCCAGCCAACUGUUGGCCGAGCUGAACUUUGAGGAGGAUGAAGAGGACACGUACUACACCAAAGACCUGCCCUUGCACGCGUGCAGCUACUGUGGUAUCCACGAUCCAGCGUGUGUGGUGUACUGCAAUACCAGCAAGAAGUGGUUCUGUAAUGGGCGUGGCAAUACAUCCGGCAGCCAUAUUGUGAACCAUUUGGUGAGAGCCAAAUGCAAAGAAGUGACUCUGCAUAAAGAUGGGCCGCUGGGCGAAACCGUGCUGGAGUGUUACAACUGCGGCUGUCGCAACGUCUUUCUCCUGGGCUUCAUCCCAGCAAAGGCUGAUUCUGUGGUGGUGCUACUCUGCAGGCAGCCCUGUGCCAGCCAAAGCAGCCUGAAGGACAUCAACUGGGACAGCUCGCAGUGGCAGCCGCUGAUCCAGGACCGAUGCUUUCUGUCCUGGCUGGUGAAGAUCCCAUCAGAACAGGAGCAGCUUAGGGCCCGUCAGAUCACGGCCCAGCAGAUCAACAAGUUGGAGGAACUCUGGAAGGACAAUCCCACUGCCACCUUGGAAGACCUGGAGAAACCUGGAGUAGAUGAGGAGCCCCAGCAUGUACUGCUGCGUUACGAGGAUGCUUAUCAAUACCAAAAUAUAUUUGGCCCUUUGGUCAAAUUGGAAGCUGACUACGACAAGAAGCUUAAGGAGUCACAGACUCAAGAUAAUAUAACAGUUAGGUGGGAUCUGGGGCUGAACAAAAAGCGGAUUGCCUAUUUCACUCUUCCUAAGACGGAUUCAGGUGGUAAUUCUCUAAACUUUCCUUCCUCCCAGUGGUUCUGUGGUACAGAUGUAGCUCCCAUCCUACUCCCCCCCCCUCAGGCCUUGCACGCAACCUCCCCCAUCCCUGCAUCUUUUGGUGGCAUGUAUAUGCGGCUGAUGCAAGGUGAUGAGAUUUGUCUGCGGUACAAGGGAGACCUGGCCCCGCUGUGGAAGGGCAUCGGUCAUGUCAUCAAGGUCCCAGACAACUAUGGAGAUGAAAUUGCCAUUGAGUUGCGGAGCAGUGUUGGAGCGCCUGUGGAAAUCCCCCACAACUUCCAGGUGGACUUUGUGUGGAAGUCGACUUCCUUUGAUAGGAUGCAAAGCGCCCUGAAGACGUUUGCGGUGGAUGAGACCUCAGUGUCUGGCUACAUUUACCACAAACUCCUGGGGCAUGAAGUUGAGGAUGUCACCAUUAAGUGCCAGCUGCCAAAGCGCUUCACUGCCCCAGGCCUUCCUGACCUCAAUCACUCACAGGUGUAUGCUGUGAAGACGGUGCUUCAGAGACCUCUUAGUCUGAUCCAGGGGCCUCCUGGCACUGGGAAGACCGUCACCUCUGCCACGAUCGUGUACCACUUGUCCCGACAGGGCAAUGGACCAGUUUUGGUGUGUGCUCCCAGUAACAUUGCUGUGGACCAGCUGACUGAGAAGAUCGAUAAGACUGGACUGAAGGUUGUCAGGCUGUGUGCCAAGAGCAGGGAGGCCAUCGAGUCCCCUGUGUCUUUCCUUGCUUUACACAACCAGAUCAGCAACAUGGACAGUAUGCCGGAGCUUCAGAAACUACAGCAGCUAAAAGAUGAGACUGGCGAGCUGUCGUCUGCUGAUGAGAAACGCUACAGGGCUCUGAAGCGCACUGCUGAGAGGGAGCUGCUCAUGAAUGCUGACGUAAUCUGCUGCACUUGUGUCGGAGCUGGAGACCCUCGUCUGGCCAAGAUGCAGUUCCGUUCGAUCCUGAUCGAUGAGAGCACCCAAGCCACUGAGCCCGAGUGUAUGGUGCCCGUGGUGUUGGGAGCAAAGCAGCUUAUUCUGGUGGGUGACCACUGCCAGUUGGGUCCUGUGGUGAUGUGUAAGAAGGCGGCUAAAGCAGGUCUGUCGCAGUCCCUGUUUGAGCGCUUGGUGGUUCUGGGGAUCCGGCCAAUCCGCCUGCAGGUCCAGUACCGUAUGCACCCGGCUCUCAGUGCCUUCCCCUCUAACAUUUUCUACGAGGGAUCCCUGCAGAAUGGCGUCACUGCAGCUGACCGCAUCAAGAAAGGCUUUGAUUUCCAGUGGCCACAACCAGACAAGCCCAUGUUCUUUUACGUUACUCAAGGUCAGGAGGAAAUUGCCAGCUCUGGAACCUCGUACCUUAACAGGACUGAAGCUGCCAACGUGGAGAAAAUCACCACCAGGCUGCUGAAGGCAGGAGCCAAACCCGAUCAGAUCGGCAUCAUCACCCCGUACGAGGGUCAGCGCUCCUACCUGGUUCAGUACAUGCAGUUCAGCGGCUCCCUGCACACCAAACUCUAUCAGCAAGUGGAAAUUGCCAGCGUGGACGCCUUUCAGGGCAGAGAGAAGGACUUCAUCAUCCUGUCUUGUGUUCGAGCCAACGAGCACCAGGGAAUUGGCUUCCUGAACGACCCUCGCCGUCUCAACGUGGCGCUGACCAGGGCCAAGUAUGGUGUGAUCAUUGUGGGCAACCCCAAGGCGCUCUCCAAGCAGCCACUGUGGAACAACCUGCUGAACAACUACAAGGAGCAAAAGGUCCUCGUGGAGGGGCCCCUAAACAACCUGAGGGAGAGCCUCAUGCAGUUCAGCAAGCCCCGCAAACUGGUCAACACCAUCAACCCUGGAGGACGUUUUAUGAGCACUGCAAUGUACGAUGCCCGUGAGGCUCUCAUCCCUGGUUCUGCAUACGACCGGAGCAAUGGUGGACGUCCAUCUAAUAUGUACUUCCAAACACAUGACCAGAUUGGGAUGAUUGGUGCAGGCCCAGGUCCCAUGGCUGCUAUGAAUAUUCCUAUACCCUUCAACUUGGUGAUGCCACCAAUGGCUCCACCUAGCUAUCUAGGUCAGCCCAAUGGGCCUGCUGCAGGGCGUGGAGCAAUGAAAGGUAAGCCUGGGCGUGGUGGGCGGCAGAGGGUCCGUGGUUCAGCACACCAGGGUGCCUGUCAGGGUAAUGGACCCAACAGUCAGGCCAGCCAGGAUGGAGCCUCCCAAUCCUUCUCCCAGGGGCCACUGACACAAGGCUACAUCUCCAUGAGCCAGCCCUCACAGAUGAGCCAGCCUGGCCUCUCCCAGCCGGAGCUCUCCCAGGACAGCUACCUGGGUGACGAGUUCAAGUCCCAAAUCGACGUGGCUUUGUCCCAGGACUCGACCUACCAGGGUGAACGUGCGUACCAGCAUGGCGGAGUGACUGGACUGUCGCAGUACUGAAGUGUUACCCAAAGAAGGGAGCUAGGCUUGAGCUGAGCUUAGUUCAUCAGCUUUUUAAUCUGGGAAAUAAUAAAAACAUAAAAUGGAUACCUGUUUUCCUCUGCUACAACCGAAGCACCACCAAGUGAAAGCGACGGGAUAGCGAAACCAAACCAAUGACCAGCGAGAGAAACAAAGAGGGUAGAAGAAGAAGAGAGCACGAACAGACAGGCAGGGAGAUGGCAUAAGAGGCCGAGUGAACAAGUGAGAGGCAGGAACCAAUGCCCGUGCAGAGUGAAGGAGGGAGGUCGAAAAGAUGGCGGCUUGUGGUCGGGCUGCUGAGGGAAACACGAGAGGUCCAAACGGUCUCUCAUGGGAAUCCAAAUGAGGUUGAGCUCCAAAUAAAAUAAUCUUCCCAACACCUUCCCAUCCACAGCGUCUGAGAAAAGUUUAUAUGCUCGUCUUCAGGUGAAGAUCGUAGAUUUUCAGCAGAACUUGAAGAAACCUGGUUUCAGUUCUGCUUCCCCAUGCUUAAAAGCUGGUUGACUAUCAGCCUGUGCAGUGCCCUGGACUGUUUUUAAAAUUAGGUUUGACAUGGGAGAAGCGUGCUACCUACUGUCUUCUACUGGACCCUCCAAACCUCAGCAGCCUCUAAAGAAAGCGGCAGUCGACGGACCCUCUCAGAGAGGAACGACAAACUCUGUUUCUGUGUCUGAGUCUGAUAUUGAAAGGCCUUUCAUUCGCCUUGAGAACCACUGGCUCGUUCACAAGGUCUGCAGUGGGGUGGUUUCGACCACCCGUCAGUGGUGGAGGGGCGUGGGGAUUUCAGACUUUUUUUGCUUUUUUUUCCUUUUUUUUCAAGACAUGAGACGCGAAUCCCGACGAUGUCGCGAAGAUCAUGGGACAGUUUACCUUUCUUACCACAGAGCACAAAAUUGCAAAAAAGUCAUUGAAACUAUCAAACGUGACCAGCAUUGAAUAUUCAGCUCGGCGUCAUUUGAUGUUUCAGCGAAGGCUUUUUUUUUUCCCCUCUUAUUUUAAUCUUUCGAACGACGGCGUCUUUGACGUCCUGCUGUCUUUUUAAAACACCCUGUGUACGCUUACAUUGGCAAAUGCUUGAAUGCUUUUGCUCUGAGUGAUUUCCUCAGGGGAUUGUGGACUGUCCACACUCAUCACGUGAAUCCCUGCUUGAGGUAAGAGAAACUAAACGGGGACAUUUAGAUGAGGCUAACAGGCAGUCGUGGCGAUCAAUCAACGGCAAGAAAGUAGAAGAAAAGGAAGGUGGCUGAGGCAGAGAAGGAAACAUGUUAAAGUCAAAGGUUUAGGGAAAAGAGUGAACUUUUUCAUACCAGAUGCCACUGUGUUUUUCACCUUAAUGAAGCCAUAUUAAAGGUCACGUUGACCACCCAAAUACAACGAAAGCUAAUCAGGUUGAAAAGAAGUGUUUGAAAUUCAGAAAUGAACUUGACCCGAAAGACUUCUGGUUCCUGUGGAUUCAAAUUGUUCUGUUAUUAACCCCCAGUCACUCACAGCAGAAAAUGCCAUCCAGUACUGAUCGGGCGGUGGCAGAGAAAUGAAAUAAACAGCGAAUGAGACCAGAAUCAGUGCCUAUAACCGCUCACCCUCAGAUAAACAGCCGCAGCACAAGCAUGAAUGUAGUUCCAGUCAAACGACCAGCAUUUCCAACAACCUUUCUGACACCAGAGGGCUUAAGAAACCCACAGAAAAGGACUUGUUUUAUUUAUAUAUUUUUAUUGUUUGAAUAAAAUGAAGCGAGUGAGUCUAGCAGCUGGGCUGAUUGAGGGGCAAAAGCCACCUUCCUUCUCUGUGAGGUAAAAAUGGAGGUUGUUAGAUUUUAUUUUCCCCUUCUGUGGCUGUUUGAUUUGUGCUGAGCAGUUCCUCCUGAGUUGAUCCACUUUGCUUUCGUCAGACAUUUUGCUGCCGUGUGCAUCGUUUCGUUGUGUAGUUUUACUGAAAUGUGGGAUAUAUAUCUAUUUUUUUUCGUAGCAACUUGCUGAGUACAGGAAUGAGCGGGACGCCGUUUCCUUUCUCGAUUUUUGUAUCUUCUCUUCAAACUGUCCGAAGGAUUGUAGUUUUGUAACUUCUUCCAGGAAUGACACUUUCUGAACACAGCAAGAAUGUACUGCACCGUUGUUUCUCACCUGCUUCUUAUUUCUGCACACACGUGACAAUCAUGUUGCGCUUUACAUUGUUAUGUUUGAGUUAGAAAUAGUUGACAUUUGUGCACAGAGUUCUUUUAGCAUAUCAACUUGUUCCGGUGAAUCCUAAUGUGUUAGAGCUUUAAAAAAAAUUAUUAAAAAAAUGUUGCCGUAAUAUUUUUUUUCCUCCCAUCUUCUGAGCUACAGUCAAUUCCAACAUGUGCAGCGAUCAUUGAAGAUGUGAUUCUGUUCCACGCAGAGCGUUCAUUCACCACGUCAUUAGGCCGAGAUUUAAUUCAUGAAAUAAAGUCUCAAUGUGAUGUAAAUACAUAUUUGAAACAGUCUUAUUUGCAGUGACGUUUCAUCACAAGAUGCUGAUUCUCUUGUUAAACUGAAUCAAUAAACGCUGUCAACUUCA
This is a messenger RNA of Neolamprologus brichardi, 6204 nucleotides long. Its product is annotated as regulator of nonsense transcripts 1. The record is from RefSeq and is a predicted model, not a curated record. Gene Ontology annotation, biological process: nuclear-transcribed mRNA catabolic process, nonsense-mediated decay. Gene Ontology annotation, cellular component: cytoplasm. Gene Ontology annotation, molecular function: ATP binding; hydrolase activity; DNA binding. Lineage: Eukaryota; Metazoa; Chordata; Actinopteri; Cichliformes; Cichlidae.